Messenger RNA from Saccharomycopsis crataegensis, 2910 nucleotides. RefSeq names its product pheromone-regulated protein. The coding region runs from base 1 to 2910 and encodes 969 amino acids. Lineage: Eukaryota; Fungi; Ascomycota; Saccharomycetes; Ascoideales; Saccharomycopsidaceae. Gene Ontology annotation, biological process: transmembrane transport. The record is from RefSeq and is a predicted model, not a curated record. The transcript has a single exon. Gene Ontology annotation, molecular function: transmembrane transporter activity.
AUGCCAAACACUCCCCCUGCCACCGCCUUGUGGAACAAGAAGAAAAAACCCGGCCUCAAUAACACCCCUCAGGAAUUGUCACAAGACUAUUUUUCCCUUCCUGUCCUGAGAACCGCUAGUAAUAACAGUUCUCUCGCCAACCUCCAAUCUCCUCCAUCUCCUUCAAGAUUAUCUCCAAAUAUCGCCGGUCGUCCCCAAUACCGCAGGUCCAAAUCUUCUCAAAGCAUCUUGAAAAAUACCGGAGGUAGUCCAACCAUUCCUGAAGGUAACCCAGUCUCCCAUGCCACUACCCCAUCUUUACCGACUUUCAAAUCCAUUGGCAAUCAUAUGGCCACUUCCAACGUCACAUCUUCUGAAAAUCUCCAUUUAUCAAACUUGUCAGAUGAUAAGCGCAGAAAACGUGCCAAUUCCGUCGAAAGAGACGCCAAUUUGAUGAUCUCUCAAAAUAUCGUCAAUCCCGAAUAUGGAGAAAUCCCCGAAUCCGAUGGCGAAUCUGAAAAAUCCAUCACCAGUAAUAAUAAUGAAAAAUCUCCUAAUAAUGGUAAAACCAUAAAAAUUAACGACCCAAAACAACCUACUACCACUACUUCAUCACCAAGCAAAAAGAAAGCCGUGAUAUUUUACGAUUCUGAUGAUGAUUCCGAUUCUUCAACUUCUAAUAAAAAGGACAAGGAAAAGAUCACCGACGAUGAAGACCAGGACGAAAUAGCCGCCCAGCAAAAACAUAACAAUGCCGAUGUCACUUCCAUCGCUUCUGAUUCCCAUGCUGGUAAUUUCUUAAUGAGAAUCCUCAAUUUCAAACAAGGUCUCAAGAAAAAAGAUGACGAAUCCAUUAUUGAAAAUCAGGGAGAAAAACCCAAUGCAUUGAACUUUUUGCAUCCUAAUAAUAUCAAUGAUAAUAACUCGUUUGAAUUGAAUUUAUUUUCUGAACACCACCCAAGGCGUUACUUACAUCGUCGUGGUCUGAACAACAGCGAUGGCGACAUCGCCGACCAAGAAGACGAGGAUAACGAAGAAGAGGCCGCCCGCGUUCAAGAAGAAGUCAACAAAAUCAUGGGAGCUCACGAAUCAUCAAGACUUGGCAAAAUAUUACAUCGCCGCAAGAAAUCCCUGGUGAGCAAUGGGUCAUCAGGUAACGCUAAUAAAAACACCCCAUUAUCAAUUUCUAGAUCGUCCAGUAAAACCUCUCUCAGUGAUCUUUUCUACGCCCACAAUAACCAAGACCCCCUUGAAGGUACCCCUGACAAUAUGUUGAAAGAUACCCUUGAUGAUGAUGAAUAUAUUCCCCCACCAAACCGUGUUCAAGAAGGGAUUUUGAGUACCCUUAUGAAAUUGUACACUUUACCUCAAGAGUACGCUGAAAGCUCGGUGACCAUGAACGAUAGACUGUCUUUUAUUAGUGGCUCCACCGCCUUUGAGAAGGAUAACAAACCCCGCGCGUCAAAGAGUGGUAUGGCUUCUCCAUCAGUGGGCACUUCUGCUUCGUCUUUUGAUAUGCCAUCCUUCAAGCCAAGCAUGACCAAAGAAAAAAAGGCUAAUCUUUCUCGUAGUAAAGGGAAAUUGAAGGCAAAAAUCACGGUACAUUUAGCUUCGCUUUUCCAAAAACGUAACUUCAUCAUCAAGAUGUGUACUGCCUUGAUGACCUUUGGUGCCCCAACUUACAGAUUAGAAGAAUAUAUGGUGAUGACAUCCCGAGUCCUCGAAAUCGAUAGUUAUUUCAUUUAUUUCCCUGGUUGUAUGAUCAUGGCAUUCAAUGAUCCGACCACAAAAACUACCGAAAUGCAAUUGGUGCGGACCAAAGAAGGGGUCAACUUAUCGAAGUUACAUGAUACUCAUCAAAUUUAUAAAGCCGUGAUCCAUGAUCUUCUUGGGGUUGAAGAGGCCACCAAGAAACUAGAUGCGUUAUGUGAAUACCCUGACUUGUAUCCAGGUUGGGUUCGUGUUUUAGUUUAUGGACUUGGUUCAGCAAUGGUUUGUCCAUUUGCCUUCAAUGGUAAUUGGGUAGAUAUGCCAAUUUGCUUUUUGAUCGGUUGUUGUGUAGCGGUAUUGCAAGUUUACGUGGCACCACGUAGUUCUCUGUACACCAACGUCUUUGAAGUGGCAGCUUCUAUUGUUGUUAGUUUCCUCGGAAGAGCCCUUGGAUCGAUCAAUGGUGGUAAACUUUUCUGUUUUUCUGCGUUGGUCCAAGGUUCUUUGGCGUUGAUUUUGCCUGGUUUCAUCAUUCUUACCGGAUCAUUGGAAUUACAAUCCCGUAGCAUUGUCAAUGGAUCGGUGCGAAUGUUUUAUGCCAUUAUUUAUUCGCUUUUCCUUUCCUUUGGUAUCACCAUUGGUGCGGCGCUUUAUGGAUGGAUUGAUAAAGAGGCCACUUCUAACCAAACUUGCGUUUACAAGCCCUCUUUGUCCCCAUAUUACCGUUUCCUCUUUGUCCCAGUUUUCAGCAUCUCUUUAGCGCUUUUGAACCAGGCCAGUUGGAAGCAAUUGCCAGUUAUGGUGGGUAUUGCCUGUGCUGGGUACGUCGUCAGUUACUUCUGUUCUUUGCAUUUCAGUAGCUCUUCGGAAUUCACCAGUGCCAUUGCCGCUAUGGUCAUUGGGGUAUUAGGUAAUUUGUAUUCUCGUAUUUAUCGUGGAUUGGCCAUCAGUGCAAUGUUGCCAGCGAUUUUUGUGCAAGUUCCUAGUGGUAUUGCCAGUCAAAGUUCAUUAUUGGCAGGUAUUAGCAGCGCCAACGAAAUUGUCAGUAGUUUGAACGGUACCUCUACCUCCGCCACCACCACUAGUGACAGUUCGGAUAAUAGUUUAUCCUUUGGUUUCUCAAUGAUUCAAGUGGCCAUUGGGAUUUCUGUUGGGUUGUUUGCGGCAUCAAUCUUGGUGUAUCCGGUUGGUAAAAAGAGUACUGCGUUAUUCACAUUAUAA